This is a messenger RNA of Carica papaya (papaya), 1836 nucleotides long. Its product is annotated as pentatricopeptide repeat-containing protein At1g11290, chloroplastic-like. The record is from RefSeq and is a predicted model, not a curated record. NCBI's taxonomy places the organism in Eukaryota, Viridiplantae, Streptophyta, Magnoliopsida, Brassicales, Caricaceae. Gene Ontology annotation, biological process: RNA modification. Gene Ontology annotation, molecular function: RNA binding; protein binding.
AUGACCCUUUUGGUGUACCAAGAAAUGUUGCGUAAAUUAAUAUACCCGGAUGAAACUACUUACCCUUUUGUUUUCAGAGCAUGUUCUUGCUUGUUGGAUGUUCAAAAUGGGAAAACCAUUCAUGCCCAUGUUGUAAAACUUGGUCUUGAUUCAUUUUAUUUUGUCAGUGUUGCUUUUCAGGAGAUGUACAGAGGAUGUGGUGGUCAAAUGUGGAAUGAACACGAGGUGAUUGAUAAAAGGUCUGUUAAGGAUUUUAAUUACUGGAAUUCUUCAAUUUCUGAGGCUUCUAAUUAUGAAAAUGUUGAGGAAAGUUUUCGACUUUUUACGAAGAUGAGAAUGAAGAAUUUUGAACUUGAUUCCUGUACUGUUGUUCACUUGUUGAGGAUGUUUGUUGAUUUGAACUUGUUGAAGACAGGAAAAAUCAUUCAUGGGUUGGUUGUUUUGAAUAAAUUAACAGAGGAUAUGUCUGUUAACACUGCAUUGUUAUCAAUGUAUUCCAAGUUGGGUAGUCUAGGAGAUGCAAGAUUAUUGUUUGAUAAGAUGCCUGAAAAAGAUGGCGUAGUGUGGAAUGUGAUGAUUUCGGGAUAUUCACAACAUGGGUACCCAGAGAAAUCCAUGGAGUUGAUGAGUUUUAUGGUGAAAUCUGGAGUGGGGGCUGAUUUAUUUACUGCAAUUCCUGCUGUUUCUUCAAUCAAGCAGUUGAAAUCCAUUGAGUGGGGAAGACAAAUGCACGCGUUUGUUCUGAGAUGUUGUUUGGAUUAUCAAGUAUCACUUCACAAUGCAUUGAUUGACAUGUAUUGUGAAUGCAAUCAUUUAAAUUAUGCAAGAAAAGUUUUUGACUUGGUAAAAAACAAGACUGUGGUUUCAUGGAGCACAAUGAUAAAAGGAUGUGUAAGCCACAAUCAGUCUCUAGAUGCUUUCUCUCUCUUCACCUAUAUGAAACUAGAUGGAACUAAACCUGAUUUUGUGACAGUCAUCAAUAUAUUGCCUGCCUGUGUAAAUAUAGGAGCUUUAAAGCAGGUAAAAUACCUUCAUGGGUACUCGUCGAAAUCAGGUCUAACUUCAUUUUCUUCUGUUAACACAGCAAUUCUGAUCAGCUAUGCCAAAUGUGGAGCUAUAGAGAUGGCAAGGAAACUUUUUGAUGGAGAGAAAGUUGACAGUAAGGAUAUUAUCACAUGGAACUCUAUGAUCAGUGCAUAUUCCAAGCAUGGAGAUUGGUCUAAAUGUUUUAUGCUGUACAACCAAAUGAAGCAAUCAAACAUGAAGCCGGAUCAAGUAACCUUUCUUGGAUUAUUGACAGCUUGUGUUAAUUCAGGCCUUGUUGAAGAGGGACGAGGAUUAUUUAAUGCAAUGGAGUCCUAUGGUUUCCGACCUUGCCAGGAACACUAUACUUGCAUGGUGGACUUGCUGGGGCGUGCUGGUCAUAUUAAUGAAGCCAGACAACUUAUCAAAACCAUGCCUAUGAAACCUGAUGCUCAGGUUUGGGCUGCCUUGUUGAGUGCCUGUAAAUUACAUUGUGAAACUGAAAUUGCAGAGUUUGCUGCAAAGGAGCUUUUAGACAUGGAACCAAAAAAUGCUGGAAAUUACAUAUUGCUCUCAAACAUAUAUGCUGCAGCAGGACAAUGGGCUGGUGUAGCUAAGAUGAGAAGUUUCCUUAGAGAUACAGGAUUGAAGAAAACACCUGGCUGUAGUUGGCUUGAGAUACAGGGACAUUUACAUGAGUUUCGCGUUGCUGAUCGAUCUCAUCCAAAAUCGGGUGAAAUAUAUGCUAUAUUACAGAACUUAGAGGUGGAAAUUAUGGAGAUUAGAGAUAAGGAUUUAGGGAUACGUGCUUAA